This is a messenger RNA of Stegastes partitus (bicolor damselfish), 3732 nucleotides long. Its product is annotated as flocculation protein FLO11-like. Lineage: Eukaryota; Metazoa; Chordata; Actinopteri; Pomacentridae. The coding region runs from base 178 to 3294 and encodes 1038 amino acids. The transcript is spliced from 10 exons. The record is from RefSeq and is a predicted model, not a curated record.
UGACUUCCAGUGGACGUUAGUGGAAAAGCGUUUCUUUUAACACUCGUAAGUGUCGUAAAGACCGUUUGAGAUAUUAUCACAAACAGAAAUAUCCAUCGAGAAGAGUCUGUUGAUAGGCUGCAGGCGUGGAGAGUCCGAGGAGAUGCCUGAAAAUAUGUGUGAAGAAAUGUAAGUUUCAUGCCAAUUUUUGUUUGUGUGGAAGCAACAGAAGAAUCACCCAUCAUGGCCAAUGAGACUACAGCACAAGCCUCAUAUAUUCAGGAAAAUCCAGAGGCUGAUGAAAAUAUUUGCCCCGGAGUCACUUCUGCAGCUGGAGCUUCGAAGCUCAAAGUCCAGGUGGAAGAUGUGACCGGAUGUUCCUCUACACAACCACAUGAGGAAAAGAAGACUCUGUCUGACAGCUUCACCUUUGCAACCCCAGCUCCAACAAGCAGCAAUGGUGGAGGCAAGGCAAAGUCACGCCUCUCUACUCUCCAGUCUGCUCUAACGCCAGUUUUAAAAUGCUUAAAUAUUGGCAACAAAUGUCCUCCUCGGCGAUCAGCUGGUGGUUCGGAGACUCCUGUGUACUGGCUGGCUGAUGAAUACUUGCCAGAAAUGACAUUACUUGAUGAUACAUGUGAUUCCACAAUGCAUCUGACUAGGAAUGACUCAGCUCUUCCUGACAGUGCACCUGCGACACCUGUAACAGCCAGGCUUCCCACUCUCCAACCUCCCCGGUUUGGUUUCUCCACCAACUUAAAGUUAAAUUCUGAAAACAAUAAUUCUGAAGUCCAGCCUCCCAAACUGUCGAAGCACAUUAUGACAACAGCAGGUACAGAGAAUAAUGCCAAGACUGCUGACCCCUCUGAGAGCAAGUGUGCUCCUGAAUCCUUGCUGUUUGACAAGUACUUUCCAGAAAUUACUCUCCUCGAUGUUACACAUGAUUCAGAGCUCGGAGAGCAAAUAUCUCCCAUGGAUGUAAAACAGGAUAUUCCAGAGCUCAGUGGACAUAUUGUGGCAGAGCCGAGUGGAUCGGACACAAUUCAAAGCGAAGACAGGAGUGUGGGGGAAAAUAUGGUUAAAUCUACCUUGGAAACGACUCAGGAUGUUACAAUGGGCAGUGUUUUGGAAAACAACAGGUCUUCAUCAGAGCUCAGUGGACAAAGCAUGGUGAAGCUUCAAACAUCAGCUGAGGACACGCUUGGUUCCCAACCUGCUAAUAUUACUCGUGACAUAAGCUCCACCAGUGGGAUGUCUGCUCCGUGUCCACAGGUCUCUACUUCUGAUAUAGAAUGUAACAUUAGUUCAAAGACUGUCACCUCAGAGCUUCAUGUUGAACCGGUGGAGUCUUCUGAUACUGUGGAAGCAAACAAUGAAGAUCUACAUUCCAGCCAUGACACCAAGUUGACCAGCAAAGUGGUGCAACUCAACUCCACAACAGAUGUCUCUGUGAACGGCACAUUUGACGUGCAGCCCUCCGAUCUGAGCGCUUCCACCAGUUUAAACACGACUACUCCAAUGUCCUGCCCUCAAAACAACACAAUUGAUCUUCCUCCAUCUAACGCAUGCAGUCCUAAGGUGGGGAUUGAAACUACAGAUCAGACAACCUCGGUCACCACUGAAACGUCCCUCGUUACAGAUCAGAAUGGUUCAGCUGUAAAGCAAAGUGGUCCGUGUGAUGAGCAGAACACCACAUUUGAUAGGCAUUCUCUUCAGAAGUCGAGUGGCAGUACUAUCAUAGUGGAAGCUGCUGCUGCUACAACCUUUCACGCCCAGAACAACACUUUUGAUUGUAAACCUCCUUCUAAGCAGAAUGGUACAAUAACUUUGUCAGAAACAAGCUCCAGUGAUAGUCACCAGAGCACUAUGGAGAAACCGCCCUCUCCUAAAGUCUGUAAUCUAACCACUAGCCUUAAAGACAGCAAUUCUGAAGUCCACCCCAAUGAAGCGUCACAAGAUAACGGGACAGCAGCUCCUACAGAUGAGAAUGGCGAGAUGGCUGGAAGCCCUGAAACUACAUGCGAAGCUAAUGCUGUUGUUGAGGAUGCACCUGGAGCUGGUAGAUGUGAACCUAAGGCUCAUUCCCCAUCAAAUCUGCCUGUGACAGAGGGUCUUUCUGACACUUUAAACCAACGAAGCACGGAUUCUGAGAACAACAACAACACAAACACAUUCAAUUUGGAUGACACGUUAGAUUUGAGGGCAGACUGCUUGGUGACAUCAACACCAAUGACUAAAAACUUUAACUUUGCCACUUUGCCAGAGGAAAGCAAAACCAUAGGCGCACAGAAAAAACUGUACGGAGACGGUCCCAGUCAACCAGCUGAUCAGGCGCUGUCGGAUAUUCCACCAAACCUCGUAUGUGACCGUAAAACGUUUUUCAGACCGCCCAUUGUGAAAACCCUUUGCCCUCCUUCGAAAGCUACAUCCCAGUUGUUGAGGCCCAAACCAGGAUCCGCGCUUCCCGGACAUGUGGAACCACGGAUGUCCUGCCUGCCCAUGAAAAGACAAAGAACCCAAGUGGACACUUUAAAAAAUGCUGCUGCUUCUGAUGCACCACAAGGGACCACAGGAAUAUCGAGCUCCUACAACUUACGUCCUCUAACAACAGGAUCCAAGCUGCCCAGUUCUGGCUUGCGGAGACCACAGCUGAGCAGCAUACCAUCGGGCAUCCAGAGAGCCACACCGGGUCUGAGGCCACCGUCAGCAAAAAGCAAUACACAAGCUUCUUCCAGCACCGACAAACUCUGUGGACCUACAGCUGCUAACCCUGUGACUAAGACUUUGCAAGCAAAGAAACACCCUUUAACCAGAGGCGAAGCUUUGCCGCUGUCAAAGAGGAAGAAAAUGGAUGUGCCAUCCAGUGGUGCUGAAGCCUCAACAUCUGCCUGUAAUAUAAAUAAAGCCAAAACCCUGAAACAGCCUGCAGCCAGUCAGAGAGCUAAAACCCAGAGAGAUGAUGCAGCUGUAUCAACAAGUACUGCUGAAGCCCCAGUAUCUUGUGAUGCUACAAGCAAAGCCAGAAGCCUGAAGCCGCCUGCAGCCAGUCAGAGAGCUGUACCUGCUAAAACACAGAGAGAUGAUGCUGUAGUGCCUGCAAGUUCUGCUGCAGCCUCAACCGCCUGUGAUGCUGCGAGCAGAGCGAGAGUCCAAAAACCGCCUGUAAGCAGCCAUAGAGCUCUGCUCGCUAAACCCCAGGGCCAUGCUUGUGCCAAAUGUGGUGAACUGGAAGAGCAACUCAAAGAGAAAUCAGAGGAAAUAAGGAGACUAAAAGAAGAGCUGCAGAAGUACAGUAAACAAGAGGAGGAAUGCUGAUUGUUCCAACAGAACAUCUUCAGUGUGGCUUUAACAAGAAAAUCAUGGUUGGAGAAGUUUUUUGUUGUUGUUGUUUUUUUAACCCUCAAUUAUAAAUCGAACAACAGAUGUAUUUUAACCCUACAGAAUAUUAAAAUAAUGUUAUGGAGCCUCAUUACAAACAAAUCUCCAUCAUCUUCUUUUAAUACCCUACAGAAUAAUACAGAUGAUUAUGGAGAUUUGUUUGUAAUGAGGCUAAAACUGUACAUUUUCUCUUGUAUUGUGUGUAGACUGAACACCCUAAAUUGUUCUGUAUUUAUGUAUAACAUUGAACUGUUGAUGUUUAUAUCCUGUAUUAUGGAGUGGAGGGCUGCCAGUGUUAUACUCUGAGAUACUUGGAAGUUUCUUCAGGGUAUACAUGAACCUGUGAUAUUAUAAAUAAAUGUGUUGUGAAAUACA